Messenger RNA from Rotaria socialis, 798 nucleotides. The record is from the annotation of a GenBank genome assembly. Lineage: Eukaryota; Metazoa; Rotifera; Eurotatoria; Philodinida; Philodinidae.
AUGGGUGCAAUCUGUUUAGAUCAAAACAAUUAUAAUGACAGUCUGUUACAUUACUCGGAAGCAUUAAAAAUCAAAAAGAAAACUGACCCAAGUAAUAAUACUCUCAUUGGCGCUAUUACUAGCUGUAUUGGAAAGUCGUUGUUCAAACAACAUAAUUAUGAUGAAGCACUCGAACACCUUAUAGAGGCUUUCGAAAUACUAAAACAAUCUGGAGACAGUAUAGAACUUGCUACAAUACACGAAUUCAUUGGAAAAAUUUAUUAUGAGAAACCAGAUUUAGAAAUUUCAUUGAAGCAUUUGUUAAUAGCUCUAGAAUUGUAUGACAAAUUGAAAUCAACAGAGAAUGAUUCUAAACUAGAAAACAUACUUGGUACUAUAGCAAACGUGUUGUAUGAUAAACAAGAUUUUCAAACAGCUUUAUCAUAUUACAAAAAAAGUUUGAUAAUUGCCGAUAAUAAUGAUAGUCCUAAUUUAGUAUCUACACUUUAUCAGAUUAGUCAAGUUUAUUUUCAAAUGAAUAAUAUGAAUUAUGGUAUAGAAUAUAUAAAGCGAUGCAUUGAAGUACAAGAGGCACUAGUCGACGAUGAAAAUGAUCAAGAUCUAAUGUCUUUCAAACAAGUUUUAUCGUUUACACAGUUAUUAAAUAGUACUCGUAAGCAAAAACGUAGACGAAAAUACAAGCGAUUAUUCCAUAAAAAGCGUUAUCAACGUCGUAUGAAGAAAAAAACUGUGGUAAUGGUUCCACCGGAACUCGGUAAUUUAAUAACAGAAUUUUACGAACAAUCUCAAACAGUAUAG